AUUGGUCAACUAUAAGCUUUGUUUUUGUAUGCCAAGCCAAGUUAUCAUGUGUCCUAAAGCUUAAUGACGUAGGUCAUUAUUUGUGUUAUUGAAUGUUUUAACAGUAACUAGCCUAGUCUGUCAACAGGUGCACCCUGUAGUGAUGCAUCAAAACAAUACCAUCCAAUCAGCGUAAUGAAGUUGGUAACAUUGCUGUCAGCAGAAGAGACCUAUUUUUAACUCUAGAAAGCUCCUCGCCUCGGGCUAUAUAGGCUGGUCCUCAGACCUCUCGGCACCGUGAGCAGAGAAAGCGGGCUCCAUCUCUAAAGGGGCAACAGUAGACCAGUUUGUCCACAGCGAAGUGAUGGAUGUCGGAGCCAGGGACGGCGAGGGACCGCUGCAGCGCAUCAUCUGAUCGCCAGUCAAGGGAGGGGCAUUCACUCCGAACCUAAUCCCAGAUGCAACGUCCAGCCUUUCAGAAAAAUCCACAUCUCCACGGACCGUUGUGAUAUGAAGUAGAUAUCACGCGCAUAAGAGCGAGGGGAGGAGGGGGGCAGGCACAGGCUGGACGGCAGCUGCUCCGCUUUCGCAAAGUUCUCCAUACAGAAGGGAGGGCGCGGAGGCCGGUUGAGUGAGAGGGACGUUUUCCUAGAGGCUGCCAGUGUUUGGGGCAACACAGCGCAGAGAGAGAGAGAGAGAGAAGCCCCUCUCCAGCUCUCCUCUCCGUCACUUUCGAGCUCUUUUCAGACCGAAGAGGAGCAUAAUGGCGAAAAUGAGGGUGUCAUACGAGUACUCGGAGGCGGAGGAUAAGAGUAUCCGACUAGGACUGUUCCUCAUCGUCUGUGGCAUCCUGUCCCUCUUUAUCCUCGGGUUCUGCUGGCUCAGUCCAACUCUACAGAGCAUGCAGAGCAAACCGGCCAACUGCACGGUGGUGUCCGUGCUCAGACCGGAGGAGAUGUUCGAGUGCGUGUUCACGUGCGGGGCGGACUGCAAGGGGACCUCGCUGUAUCCGUGUCUGCAGAUAUUCGUCAAUAAUUCCGAAUCGAACUCCGUGGCUCUGCUGCACUUUGAUGAACAGCAACUGGUGCUGAACCCAAAGUGCUCGUACGUUCCUCCAUGUGAGAGGGACAACCAGAAGAACAAGGACAACGUUCUGUGGUGGGAGGACUAUUGGACUAAAGAGGUCAGCUCCCAAUCCUUCACCUGUUUUUUCAACCAGCAGAGAAGACCUGACGACGUACUGUGGCGGCGCUCCCACGACGCCAGCGUCCUCCUCCACUGCGUCCUGUGGCCCAUGGUGAGCCUGCUGGUGGGUACCCUCAUCGUCCUUCUCACCGUGUGCGCCCGCAGCCUGGCCGUGCGCGCCGAGGCCAUCCAAAAGAGGAAGUGCUCGUACGAGCCGGCAGGCAACUCAGAGCAGGGCAAGACGCCGCCCAACACCAACACCGCCUCCUUCCGGACCCUGCCGAUGUUCGCUGUCCCUGUCCGACGCAGAGACCGGGAACAGGAACACUAGAUGGAUGGAUGGAUUGACAGAUUGAUGAUGACUGUGGUCUCAGUGGUGGCUGUUGUGUGAUGAGGACCUCAUAGAAGCGGGGAAUGUUUGAACUUCCAAUUAUGACUGUUCUGAACACUCUCAUUCCGCUGGACUGGACUCGAGGCUCAUGCACCAGAAAUGCUUGUCUGUCUUGUCUAGGUGUGUUUGUCUACUUGUGUAAGAGCCAUUUUGUCAGUUCAACUCUCAGCUGGUGAGGGCCUUUUCUAAUGCUAUGUGUAUUACAAUGUGUUGGUUAUGUCUAUGAAUAAGCAAAAAUCCCAAAAGGACAAUGCCGCUUUCUGUCACUGGUCAUGUUUUGGACAGGUCUGUGUUACAUAUUGAGCCUCUGUCUCUGUGCUGAUUGUAAUGUUGUUUGCGUUUACUUCACUAGCCGAGCUCGGUCUCAAAGUUCAGAGUUCACUGACUUACAAACAGGAAAUGUCUGUUACCUUUGAAUGCUCUUUAACUAGACUCUUCAUUACAAACCCCUGGUCGUAUGAAAGGAGGGAUCGUGAGGGCGUCCCGGCCAGGACCACCUGAGAAGAAUCUUCAACACCAGUUACACAAAAUGUCAGUGCUUUGUUCAGAGAGAAUGCGGUGAAAGGAAUUCUGGGAGAGUCCUUCUAAUCUCUGGGACGACAGAGCCAGAAGUAGACCUUGGUCUGAUCACCCCCAGCAUGAUGUACGGUCUUCUUCUCUAGGUGGUAUUAGGAAGUGUUUAAAUGCCUAUCUCACUGUUACUGUUUUUUAACACCCCGGGCCACGAUUUAAACAAAUCGCAACACCCCGGGCCACGAUUUAAACAAAUCUCAACACCCCGGGCCACGAUUUAAACAAAUCUCAACACCCCGGGCCACGAUUUAAACAAAUCGCAACACCCCGGGCCACGAUUUAAACAAAUCGCAACACCCCGGGCCACGAUUUAAACAAAUCUCAACACCCCGGGCCACGAUUUAAACAAAUCUCAACACCCCGGGCCACGAUUUAAACAAAUCGCAACACCCCGGGCCACGAUUUAAACAAAUCUCAACACCCCGGGCCACGAUUUAAACAAAUCUCAACACCCCGGGCCACGAUUUAAACAAAUCGCAACACCCCGGGCCACGAUUCAAACAAAUCUCAACACCCCGGGCCACGAUUUAAACAAAUCUCAACACCCCGGGCCACGAUUUAAACAAAUCUCAACCAUGCGUAUAUUCCUUUUAAAGGCAUAUUGCGGUUUGUUUUAAUCCGGUUCCCCCUCUCUCUCCUCUCUGUACCACCUGCCUUUUACUAAACCUGUUUCUAACAAGGCUUCUUUAAGGCAUCUGUCCAACUACAGCCAACCCAACCGCCAUGGACGGAAUAUGUCUGUUGUUCAUUUUCAGUUGGUUGCCGCAGGACAUGUUUGAACCUAUUUGGUCCCGAUUCAAUAUGUAGACUGGGCCACGGACAGUUGGUCUGGGUUCAAUAUGUAGACUGGGCCACGGACAGUUGGUCUGGGUUCAAUAUGUAGACUGGGCCACGGACAGUUGGUCUGGGUUCAAUAUGUAGACUGGGCCACGGACAGUUGGUCUGGGUUCAAUAUGUAGACUGGGCCACGGACAGUUGGUCUGGGUUCAAUAUGUAGACUGGGCCACAGACAGUUGGUCUGGGUUCAAUAUGUAGACUGGGCCACGGACAGUUGGUCUGGGUUCAAUAUGUAGACUGGGCCACGGACAGUUGGUCUGGGUUCAAUAUGUAGACUGGGCCACGGACAGUCGGUCUGGGUUCAAUAUGUAGACUGGACCACGGACAGUUGGUCUGGGUUCAAUAUGUAGACUGGGCCACGGACAGUUGGUCUGGGUUCAAUAUGUAGACUGGGCCACGGACAGUUGGUCUGGGUUCAAUAUGUAGACUGGGCCACAGACGGUUGGUCUGGGUUCGGGACAAAACCUGGGACAGGUAGUUUGUCUGUGGUUGGAUAGAUGUGCAGAUGCCUUGACUGUAGCAACUUCCUCUGCAGUC
Messenger RNA from Oncorhynchus kisutch (coho salmon), 3502 nucleotides. RefSeq names its product calcium-activated potassium channel subunit beta-4. The coding region runs from base 743 to 1495 and encodes 250 amino acids. The transcript has 3 exons. Gene Ontology annotation, molecular function: potassium channel regulator activity; calcium-activated potassium channel activity. Gene Ontology annotation, cellular component: voltage-gated potassium channel complex; membrane. NCBI's taxonomy places the organism in Eukaryota, Metazoa, Chordata, Actinopteri, Salmoniformes, Salmonidae. The record is from RefSeq and is a predicted model, not a curated record. Gene Ontology annotation, biological process: potassium ion transport; detection of calcium ion.